UUUUAUUCUGAUUGGUCGCUAUUCAUAAAAUGGCAUAUUUCGAUCUUCAAAAAAUUGUACUACAGAUUAAUAUUGAGAGUAAGAUUAAAGAAUUUUUAUAAAUUUAUUUGUUUAAUCCAAUUAAUUAACAAAAAAUGAUUGAAAAACUUCUUAGAUAAAUUCGUGUCUUUUUUAUUAAAGUAGAUUUAGGCGACCAAUCAAAUGAACGUUCCGUUACGAUGGUUUAAAGGCGGCGUAUUUAAAACGUUUAAAUAACAAAAAGCUUUUUAUUCUCUUAAUACGACGAUAUUAAAAAAGAAUAAAUUAUAUAUCCAAAGACAUAAAAAUCCUGUUAUUCGGUAAUAAAUAAUCGUAAAUAAUUAAUGAUAUAGUCCAGAUUUUUUCUUAGAUCAUUGUACGUACAUAUUUACAAACAAAUAAUUAUCAAACGUAAGGUAUACUCACAUCUAAUAAUUAGUGAAGUUCAUUAAAGUAUAUUCAGUUUGAAAUAGUUCGUCCGCACGGAUUAAAAUACUGAAAUAAACUUAAUCGCGGUCGAAAUAUUUUUUUUAAAUUAUUAAAUAAUGGAUUUUGAUAGCGCUUAUAUAGAUCCUUUAAUAGACGAUUGGUUAGAACAACUUCAUGAAGCUGUAAAAGAACAAGAAGAUAUGGUUAGAGCCGAUGAUGAAUUUUAUAUGCCAUUCGUAGGAAUUCCAGCAUCUGUUAUAAGUGCAAUUUUCAAAAUAACACAUCACCUAGAACUAGGAACAGAUACUAAAUACUUAACAAUUCAUUUGUACGAUAAAUUUAUGUGUAAUUACUUUUGGGAAAUAUAUAAAACAGAAAGUAAAAGUGGAGCAACUGAAGCUUCAUGGUCUAAGAUAUGUAAAACUAUUUCUAAUAGAUCCAAAUUAUAUCUCAUAUCUUGUCUUCAAUUAGCAAGUAAAGUGGAUUUACAUUCUAAAAGUUUAAGUAUAUCACAGUUAAUAUGUAUCUUACGUUGGAUCGAUAAAAAAAAGGAAUAUACAAAGAAUAUAAUUAUUACUUCUGAAUUUAAAGUAUUCAAAACAUUAGGAUUUAAAAUGCCUUUCUGUACUCCAUUACAAUGUAUUGAAGUUCUUCUAGCUGCAACAGGUCUUAGACAUACAUCAAAUAUAUAUGAAACUUCUAUAAAUUUAUUGGAUUUAGCUUAUUUACAGCACGAGCAAUUGUAUUCACACGUGCAAUGUCUAGCACAAGGUCGUAUUAGUAAAUCUGAAGUUGAUAAAAGAAAUCUUAUGGCUUUGAAAACAAAUUCUUUAUUUCUUGGAGGAUGUAUCAUUUUAUGCGCAACAUUUUUUUUAUAUUUUGAUAAUAAUAUAGCAAAAGGAAUAGCAACUAAAUUAGCAGACUUAGUAGAUACAACUUAUACUGACAUUUGGGAUGUAGCAAAUAUACUUCUUGUAUUAGCAAUACAGGAAUGAAUGUAUAAUAUUAAAUAGAUAUAUGUUUCAAGUUAUAAUUACAUAUAAAA
This is a messenger RNA of Vespa crabro (European hornet), 1492 nucleotides long. RefSeq lists its product as uncharacterized. Gene Ontology annotation, cellular component: site of double-strand break. NCBI's taxonomy places the organism in Eukaryota, Metazoa, Arthropoda, Insecta, Hymenoptera, Vespidae. Gene Ontology annotation, biological process: reciprocal meiotic recombination. The record is from RefSeq and is a predicted model, not a curated record. The transcript is spliced from 5 exons. Bases 564 to 1442 code for a protein of 292 amino acids.